Bufo gargarizans (Asiatic toad) is the source of this 9364-nucleotide messenger RNA. Its product is annotated as interferon-induced very large GTPase 1-like. Gene Ontology annotation, molecular function: GTP binding. Lineage: Eukaryota; Metazoa; Chordata; Amphibia; Anura; Bufonidae. The record is from RefSeq and is a predicted model, not a curated record.
CUAUCCCAGAGCUCUGCAGAAGAUCACAAACCUCUGCAUCCUGCUUGAAGGACUCCGGAGAAAGGUAAAUCACGUUAGGAACUAAAAGAUGCUGAUUGUAACGACUUAAAAAAGAAUCCUGCUGGAAACCAAAUCUUUCUCUGCUGCAUUGGCGUCAUCUACUUGCUGCCCUGGUAUUACAGACUUUACUUGCAUGAGAGGAUACCCGAAGAAAACUCUACAUCACGCAUACAAUUGAGCCAGAAAAAGCAGCAGGAUGAAUUUAUUAAUGAGCACCGGGCAAUCCAGAACCCAAAAUGAUAAAACAAUACGCUGUAUUGGAAAUUACGAUGGACAACAUGAGAAGAUACGGAAGAUCCUAACACGGGUACAAUUACAUGAAUAGUGACACUAUUUUAUUAUUACAAAAAUGUCUACAAGAAAACGUAAGGAAUUUUCUCAAGUGCCAUCAAAAGCUAAAAAGAUAAAACAACAACGUACAGAAGAAACUGAUGAACAGAGCUCUGCGGAAAUGUCAGGACAUCACGAUGGGAGUUCUUCUGAUGUUGAGCUUGUCAAUAGACUUAGAGAGACUGGCUUGGAUCCUGAGUAUUGGCUCGGUGUGCUUGAAGAAAACCUGGGCAUUAACAAUAUACAGUCAGUACAAUACAUUCAGCCUGAAGACUGCUCGCUACUAGAGGAGAAGACCCGUUACCAAUGGGAAAAAAGAGCUUUACGUCAACUAUGCAAUGUGCCAGAUAGCAGUACAAAUGUUAAGGAAAUGCAAGAGAAGCGACGUCAGGUAAUGAAAGAAAAGAACGAACAAGCAUUAAAGGUAAUAACUGAGCUAAAAACAUUAAGAUCUGAAGGAAAAGAUCGACAUGAUGAAAUGGUCAAGCAGAGGGAAGAAGAAAUUCGUAAAGCCCUAGAAAUACCUUCUGAUUGUUCAACACCACCUGAGAAGUCAAUAGUGGAUCUUAUAGAUUACUAUGAAAAACAGAUUAAGUUCAUGGAAGAAUCAUUUGAAAAAUCUGACAAUAUAAAAGAUGAAGACCUCCUUAGAUAUGCUUCUGGGGGUUUGGCACUUGAAGGAAUUUUCCAAACAAAAAACAUUAAUGAUGUGUUUCAGAAACGUGAACCACUGCUAUGUAUUCCAGAGGGUUUCCAACUUCUUGGACCAGAGCAAAGUCCAGUUUUUCAACAAAAGGAAUUUACAUCCCAAAUAGAGGAGUCCAGUUUUAAAAAAACAGUUGAAAAAGUAGGGUUAAGUUUAAGUAGCUCAGUUAAUUUUAGUUUCAUGGGCUUCGGUCUAAAAAGCAGUACAGAUUAUAGCAAAGAUUCAGAAUCUGAUAAAACCAGUAAACAGUCUAGUCAACAACAAUAUGUCUGUACAACAAGAUACAAUUACAUCCCACUAGCAUCCUGCUACUUCACUAAGGACCAGAUGAAACUCUCGCAGAGUGCACUAAAUGCAUUAAAAGACAUUGAACAACUAAUUGCCAUAGAUUCAGAUAAACAAGUCAUAAGAAUGACAUGUACUGAUUUUUUCCAGAGGUUUGGCUCUCAUGCUAACCUAGGCCCUGUACACUUUGGGGGAAUAUACUGGUGGAAAGCUUCCAUGGAAGGCAUUACAUCUAAUCAGAUGCAAGAAGCUAAAAUAAUAACAUCAGAGGCACUAAACUUCUAUGUUGGGGCUAGUUAUGCUGGAAGUGGAGGAGAUUUUGACUUAACAAAAACAAAUACAUAUGGUUCCAUUGACCAAUCAACAAUCUCCAAAUUUCAGAAAGAUAUUCAGUUCUUCUCCACCAAAACAGGGGGUCCUUCAGAAGUUGAUUCUCUCUUUCAUUGGAGAUCAGGUCUUAUAGCAAGUAACAAGACAUGGAGUGUCAUAGAUCGUGGAUUUCAUCUCAUGCCUGUUUGGGAAAUUAUUGUGAGUAAUCACAGGGAUCAGUUCACAGAUACCAUGAAACUUGCUUCAUGUUUAAUUGAUUCUUACACAUCAUCAACUGGUCUGACUUCAGAAACAAUGGUUGGAGAAGAUUUACUGACUGCUUUAGAAAAAACUAAGAUAUUCUUGCAAGAAAUACAAUCUUGGAAAGCUGAGGAUUCUGAGGAACAUCUGAAAACAUUAAGUGACUUUAAACAAACACUGAAUGAAACCACAAGAAGUUACAGCGCUUGGGUGAAUUUGUGCCUGUCAGAUAAAGGUCUUCAAGAAUUUUUGCUUAGCAUCGUUAAGAGAUAUCAAGAAAGUACGGAGGAAAAUGUCUAUUGCAUAAAAAUUUCACUGCAAGAACUACUUGAGCCACAUAUUUAUUCAGUCGAUAAUUUUCCUGAUGCUUCAUUUAUUAUGAGGUGGAUUUAUAAUUCAGAGAAGAAUGAACUUGAUCAGAUCCAUCUUUCUGAAUUUAAGGAGCUCCUUGAUGUUUUGCAGAAAUCAAAAGAAAAUCUUUCUCAGAUAACACUUUCUCUGUCAUCAUCUACAGAAGAACAAUUCCAAGCUAAGAGAAAAGCUACCCAGCAUAUCGGUUACUCACUUUAUUCGUUUUUAAAAACUAUGAGAAAGACAAAACAAAAAGAUUCUGAAUUACUGGUGCUUCUCAUUGCAAAUAACUCUGGAUACUGUAUAAAAAAUCUCUACUUUCGUAACACUCUAGAACGGAAUGAUAUAGAUAUCUUGCAAAACAACAUAGAUGAAGUCCAUAAAGAAUAUGCAAACCUCAAAGGUCAAUGUGCUGAACGGGCACAAGCUUUUCUCCUGUACACAGGGUUAAAAUUUGCUGGUGUUUACAAAGAAAUGACUGCUCAACAGAAAGCAGACCGAUUGAAUUUCAUGAAAAGUCAUCUAGAAGGUGAUAUCUUAUCUAAUGUUAACAAAAUCAUUCAUCAGCGUUCUGAAUUUUAUGAUUGGAGCAAAAUGGAAGAUAAUCUAAGAGAAUUUGCCUAUGGAAUUGUAUUAAGAAAGGAGUUUAGCUCAGAUGAAAUUGCCAAAGAGCUGGAAAAUAUCUGUCAGGAUGAAAUAACACUUAUUAACACUGAUGAACAAAUUGACAGCAGCAACAUGGACAAAGACUUUUUGCAAUUGUUAAAGAGGCUUGACCUUGUAAAAUAUUAUCCACAAAAAAUGAAAACAGCUGAUUUUCAUAAGAUAUGUAGAUCUUCUAUGUCUGAAACCCUGACUUUAGGAGAACAUCAACUUUCCUUCCAUUAUCUACAAAAGUUGCUCAUGUUGGACUAUCGUGCUAGAUAUACACAGUACAAAAGUGCUAAUGAUCUCACUCAAAAGAAUAUAGUGACCAUAAAUGAUAAAGUUGACAAAAAUGACAUAUCUGAAGUUUGCUUAGAUGAUUUCCUUGAUGACAGCAAUGAGGAAUUUGAAAACCAAAGUGCAAACCAAGAGCAACUUAUUCACCCUAUGGAUCUGCAGCUGGCAAUUUUUCAUUGUGCUAAUGACUUUAUGAGGCAGUAUAUUUACACAAAACUUUCACUUUGUCAGUUUGCUGUACCAAUGUUGGUAAGAAAUCCCAGCACAAAGCUCAUUGAGUUUCCUCUUUGGUCUUUUCAAGAAGUUAAAAAGAAAUGGAAAGCAAAAAGUGGCGCAAACAGGGAUGAUACAUCCAGCAACAAAUGUGUUACUGAAGCUGAAACUCCUAUUGUAUCUUUCAUUCGCUUUGGUCCAUCAGCUUCUUCUAAGUCACAAAUAAUCAACUGGCUGAUCAGUAAACAAAGACAUGACAUCUUCUAUCACCGCCAUUGCAAGGGAAGUACGAAGAACUCUUUGCUAAUGAAUGGCAUUACAGAAAUUGCUUGGUAUUGCCCAGGUGGGAAGAUUGAUGAUGCAUUUGAUGACUGCAUUGCCUUUACCAAUCUACAUGGUGAUGCUAGAGACCAUGACAAGCAAGUACAAUUUUUAGAGCAGAUUUCCUCAGUCAUUGUAGUUUUGUUCAAUGAUAGAGAUGCAAGGGAAGGACAUGGUAAAAUAGUUUUGCAGCGAUUAGUGAACUCUCCCACACCAUUAAUCUGUCUUAUUGCAGACAAGGAAUGUCCUCCACCAAAACCUGGUACUAAAUUAAAAAUAGGUUUAAGAGACAGAAAUGAAGCAGAUAUGGUAGACAUAGUAGCUACUACAAUACAUUCAUUAUUGACCAGUUCAAAUCAAAGACACUCUCUUAACAAAUGUGCAAGCAUUGCCAGAAGUCAUGGAUUUAUAGUGGAUGUGGACAAAGAGCAGUGCAAGCAAGGAAGAGAUGAUGCAGAGGGUCUACUGUCCCUACAUAAAGAAAAAAAACUCUCAGCUAUAAAGGAGGCAUUUCUGCCAUUGCAAGGUGAUCUGUGGCAUAUGUGGUGCACAAAAGAUAAGGAACUCACUAGACUCAAGGGAAAAAAUAAUUUGAGCAUUGAGGAACAGCGGAGUAACAUUGAGUCUGAAAAACAAGCGCUAAGAAACAGUCAAAUACAAAAAGCUUUUCCUUUAAAUAACUUUAUGAGAUCUCUCCUAAAUAUUCUACACUCAAAUGCUCAGGGCUCAAAAUUAUAUUUUCUGCAGUGGUUUAAAAUGUUUUUGGAUGAUUUGUCUUCAGAAACAUUAUCAACUCUCAAUCAAGAAUAUCAUAAUGUUUGGUCAGAUUUAACAGUGGAAAAGCAAAAGUGCAAAAAUAAGCGUAAAAUACAAAAACUUGAAAACAAACUGGAAGAACUGUCAACCAAGAUCAACGGCUCAACAUUUGGGCUUGAACAUAUUCUCAGAGAACUGGGACAAAUUUAUGAAGCAUUAGAAACAUCCCCUGAAAAAGAUCAAAGCUUUUUAACUUUGCCUAAAAUUGCAGCACAUCUUAUGGUUUCAGGGUAUCCAGUAGAGCUUAUGGAUGGCGACGCUGCACAUGUACCAUUGAAGUGGAUAGGAGCUGUUCUGGAUGAAUUGAUAGGACUGUUAGGAGAUAAAAAGCUGUAUGUCCUUUCUGUACUAGGUAUUCAGAGUACAGGUAAAUCCACUUUACUCAAUGCUAUGUUUGGCCUCCAGUUUGCAGUGAGUGCUGGUAGAUGUACUCGAGGAGCGUUUAUGCAACUUAUUAAGGUUGAUGAAGAACUUAAACAAGAACUAAAAUUUGAAUAUGUGCUUGUUGUAGACACCGAAGGAUUAAGAGCUGUAGAACUAUCAAAGAAGAAUUCGGUGAACCAUGAUAAUGAAUUGGCUACAUUUGUAAUUGGCCUGGGUAACAUCACUGUAAUCAAUAUUUUUGGUGAAAAUCCUUCCGAAAUGCAAGACAUUCUACAGAUUGCUGUCCAAGCAUUUCUUAGAAUGAAACAAGUGAAACUAAGACCAAGCUGUUUGUUUGUUCAUCAAAAUGUUGGUGAGAUCACAGCCAAAGAAAAAAACAUGGAGGGAAGAAGAAAAUUGCAAGAGAAACUGGAUGAAAUGACAUUGUGUGCAGCGCAGCAGGAGCAGUGUGAUGUCACUUGUUUCAAUGAUGUCAUUCAGUUUGAUGUCAACACUCAUAUUCACUAUUUUGCACAUUUGUGGGAAGGUGACCCACCUAUGGCCCCUCCAAAUCCAAGUUACUGUGAAAAUGUCCAAGAGUUAAAGAAGAUCAUACUCCAGUCAGGGAAACAAGAAGAACAUGCAAAUAUUUUGAGCAUUUCAAUGUUUAAAGCACGUGUUAAUGAUCUAUGGAAUGCGCUGCUUAACGAAAACUUUGUUUUUAGUUUUAAGAAUUCUCUUGAAAUUGCUGCUUAUAACAAACUGGAAACUAAAUACAGUCAAUGGGCCUGGUCUUUAAGAGAGCACAUGCUGACGCUUCAAAGCAAAAUCAACAACCAAAUUCACAACGAUGUGAAAAAAUCUGUAAAUGUGGCUUCUCUAACCAAGGAAUUUGAACCGAAAUACAAAACGAUUCAGGAAGAUCUGAAUACAUUUUUUACAGAAGAAAAAGAUAGUGAAAUGUUAGUGCAAUGGAGAGCAAAUACAGAAAUUAGACUCUCUACUCUUAAAAGUGAUAUCAUAGAAGAGAUGAAGAAAAAAACUGAUGAACUAUUGACAGCAAAAAAGAAUAGUGCAAAAAUGAACUCUUUUAAGGAAAAGUAUGAAGAUGAAAUGUUUAAGAAAAGCAAAAACCUGGCCUUGACUUUGAAAGGAAGAAACCUUAAUGAUGAGGAAUUGCAGGAACAAUUUAAUGACAUGUGGAAUGCCUUGAUUACUAAAGUAUCUAACACAAUAAACAUGCCUGAGGGUCCUGAGAUCUAUCUAGACUUAGAAAAUGUUUUCCUAGAACGCUUCAAAACAGAAACCAAUCUUGUUGAUACAAUUCGUGAUUCUUAUAAUUGGGAGGAUUUUCUUGCAGUGUUCUCCAAGUAUAUUGAGGGUAAACGAGGAUUUUUUUCAAAGGUGUUUUCCUCUGGAACACUCAGCCAUGAUGAUCAAGACAAGAUAAAACAUACAACAUAUGCUCUAGAGAAGCGAGUUAAUGAAUAUAUUGAAAAAAAAGAGCAAGAGAUCAUGGAUUAUCAGUGUAUCUAUUUUCAUGAAAUUUUAAAUACGAUUAACAAGGAAAUAUACUCCAUGCUGGAUAAAAAGAUUAAAUAUUUGACAGAAUAUAAGCUGUAUGUGUCACUGUUCUUGUGCCAAAUUGCCGCCAGAAGAUUUGUCCGCAUUUCAGAAGCUUUUAGAGAAGCUAACAAUCCUCUUGUUUACUUGGAAGGUAAAAAGGAUCAAUUCUGGCAGAGUUUUAAAAUCUCCUGCAAAGAAAAAACUGAAACAGCAUUGGUAGCUAACUUAUUGUGUAAUACAUUAAAACGGUCCAUCCAACAAGAAGUGACAGAAAAGGCUGCACUUGAGUUAGCUGGGGACAUGAAAUGCAAUGAUCCUUCUUUAAAUGGGAACAGAUCAAAACUAGACUACUGUUUACUUAAGUCACUGGCAGAAAAGGAAUGUUUCCAGGAUUACAUUAACUACAUCCAAGAUCCGAAAUCAGCAGUUCAGGACUUUAUCAAAGAACGUGUUCAAGUGAUUUGUAAAGAAAAGGCAAAGAUUUCAGAGAUUUUCAAUAUUAAUGUUGAUUUUUUUAGACGACUUGUAUCAAAAGCUAUCGAUAAGUCAACUGCGGAGGUUACAGACAAGCGUGGAAAUGUUAAAUCCUGGCUGGAAAGUUUCUGCCAAGAGCUUGAGAAUGAAAUGAAGCUGUCCUCAAAUGACCUGAAAAUUGUUCAAUAUCAGGACAUAACUGACUUAGGAUUCCUUAAGGAGGCAAUGACAAAGGCUUUACAGAUAGUAGUGAAAUCCCUCAAAGAGGAGUUAUCUGUAUGUGAUCCACAAACCCUUGAAAAAAAGAUCUUCACCAAUUUAUUUGACCAGUUUCCCGGAUGCUGGAAAAUGUGUCCAUUUUGUCAUGCUGUUUGUACACAUACUACAAGUUCACAUGAUGGAGACCACAGCAUGAAGUUCCAUCGUCCUACAGGUUUAAGAGGCUGGCGUUGGCAUAAUACCAGAAAUUUUAGCACAAAUAUAUGCACUUCUCUUGUAGGAAGUGAUCUGUUCUGUGUAGUAAAUGAUGACAAAAGCUUUCCCUACAUAAACUAUAAAAGUGAAGGACCCCCUUACAGUGAGUGGUCUAUUACUCCCGACAAAUCUGCCUUAUCCUACUGGAAAUGGGUGACCUGCCGUUUUGAAUCUGAUUUAGAAAAACAUUAUAAUUUAAAAUUUGAAGAUAAAGGAAAGAUUCCUUCACAAUGGAGAAAUAUAACCAAGCAGGAUGUCAUUAAAGAGAUAGAGGAACUGAUGUAGUCAAUUAAAAAAUCUAAUAAUGUAUUAAUAAAGAGGUUUUCCCAUUAUGACAACUUAUCUUCUACCUAUAGAAUAGUGGACAAGUUGCAGACCGGCGGGGGGAAUGCUAGAAUGCUAGGGCCCCUACUAAACACUAGAAUAAGGGCCAGUGCUCCCAGUUUGAUUGCAUUGGCAGAUAUGAAUGUAUGCUGCCUCUUCAUUCAACUCUAUAGAGAUGCCAGAGAUACAGUAGCUGAGUGCGAUCUCUGGGAGCCCCAUAGAGUUGAAAGGAGAGUAGGAAACACGUGCGUAUCUGCCACUUCUAAUGGGGAACAUCCACCCUUGUUUUAGUAUUGGCAGGGGCCCCAGCAAUCGGCAACAAAUCCCUUAUACUAUGGAUAGAAGAUGAGUUGUCAUAGUGGGACAACCCCUUUAAGUUCAACUACUGCAUGUAUUCAGCCAAUAGACAGAUUGCUCAGGGAAGCCACUAUGGCAUCAUAAUAUAAUACUGGAAUUAUUACUGAUAUUGAAUAGGUAAUAUAGGUUAAAGGGGUUAGCCCAUCUCACACUAUGUUGGCACAUAUCUAGGAUAUGCCACCAAUGUCUGAUAGGUGAGGGUCCCACCUCUGGAACCUAUAUCUAUCUCUAGAAUGGAGUCCAAAAGUGAACAAGGGCGCAAGCGUGGGCUCUCUCCAUUCACUUCUAUGGGGGUGCCAAAAAUAGACAAGCUCCUUCAUUUUAUGGGCGUUCUAGAGUUAGGUACAGGUCUCAGAGUGGGACCCGCACCUAUGGGACAUUAGUGGCACAUCCUAGAGCUAAGCCACCAAGAUGCAAGAUGGUCAAUCCCUUUAAGCAUAUUGUCUAUGAUACAAAACAUUGAUGAUACUUGUAAACAGAUCAAAUCUUAAAUGGAAUAUGAUUAUGGAUAUAAAACAGUUGCCCAUCUUAGACCUUUAUUACAAGGAUCUAUAAAUAACCAUAAGCCGAUCACAGUGUUUCCUGGUGCAGGAACCCCCAGAUAUCAGCUUUUACCUGCAGGAGAAUUCAGCAUAACCACAGGGAAAAUGAAGUAUUACACCAUGGCCACUAACAUCAAUGGGCUGUUCAGCUGCUCUCCACAGGACUUCAGGCUUCUGAACAGAUGACCCCCAUCUAUUAACCCCCUAAUUGGGUUUCUUUUAACAAAAUUCAAGGUGAGAUUUGAAAGAACAUUCAGCAAGUUAUAUGAAGGUCCCUGAUAAUCAGGGUGAAGAUCAUUAUUAAUACCAGUUCCUAUGAUUUUUUUUUUUUUAUCCUUCAACUUUCUUUAAAAAAAAUAUAUAUAUAUAAUUAUUUGAAUUUAUUGUAAGUAAAAAUAAAACAAUAUAUCCAGCAAGUCUUUAAAGGGUUUUUCUGAGACUUUACUACUGAUGACCUAUUCUCAGGAUAGGUCUGUCAGUAUCUGAUUGGUGGGGUCUGACCCCCGGGCCCUCCGCCGAUCAGCUGUCCGAGAAGAGAUCGGCACUUACAAUACCGCUGCAGCCUUCUCUCAGCUUUUCCUAGGCCAGUCCAUUUUGUCGUCACUGUAUCAGUAUUAAAGUCUUGGAGAACCCUUUUAAGAAUUUUUCUUUAACCCCUUAGUGACCAGCU